Molecule: messenger RNA, 345 nt
Organism: Dibothriocephalus latus
Lineage: Eukaryota; Metazoa; Platyhelminthes; Cestoda; Diphyllobothriidea; Diphyllobothriidae
Source: the annotation of a GenBank genome assembly
AUGUCACUGAAACCCGAUGAGUGUAACUUGCCGGAAGUCCGUCAAACUGGCACAAUUAUUGUCUCAGCUACCAUUUCCAAUGACUACGAUGUCAUCGAAAAAGAUAAAACACGAUUCGACUUCUAUAGAUACCCCAUACUUCACCGGCCUCCACACGGACUACAGCUCUACAAGGGCUCUGUUCACGUCGCACUGUCCUGGGCUUUCGUCGAUUUUAUCUUCACGGAUCCAAGAGUACGUGACCUUCUGGACUUUCUCCCACAUGUUGGCGUGCCGGACGAGGCCUUCUUCUCUACAGUGAAUCACAAUGCACUUCUUAACGCGCCCGGCGGUUUCCCCUGUUAG